Populus trichocarpa (black cottonwood) is the source of this 1081-nucleotide messenger RNA. RefSeq lists its product as uncharacterized. The transcript has 5 exons. The record is from RefSeq and is a predicted model, not a curated record. Bases 163 to 822 code for a protein of 219 amino acids. Lineage: Eukaryota; Viridiplantae; Streptophyta; Magnoliopsida; Malpighiales; Salicaceae.
UCAUUUAUAUGGUCAAACAUGGAGAAUGGUCGAAAAUUCAAAAUAACUCCUUCCAAGCUUCUUAUAUGUUAACAGAUUGAAACACUACUUCUCUAUCCAAGGAUUUCUGUCAUCCCGCAGCCUAGAUACGUAUAAGCCUCUAAGAAAUCAAUCCUAGCAGUGAUGUUGUGCUGUGCAAAAUCAACACUUCCCCAUAGCUGGGCUAGUCUUCCCACCGGAUCCAGACGGAGAUCUCAAGUUUAUGGCACUAAUCCCAGUUUUCAUCAGGCAACCUCAAAACACAAUCACAGAAUCCAGUUUCUUGGGCAUCAGAAGAUGAACAUUUUCACUACCACUCUGGAAGUCCUACACCACGGAAAGAAUAGAAAGAUGGACAUGGCUGUCUACAGUACCGGCGUUGAAUCAGGAAUUCCUUUUCCUCUUCCUUUUAAUCUUCCCUUUGAUCUUAAUCCCGGAUCUUGGCAAACUUGGGUUCUGGGAUUGAUUGUAGCCUUAACUCCCUUCGGCAUCAGCAAAUGGUGGCCUAUACUAAGGUCAAAAGUUGAUUCAUUGAUGCAGACAACAGAAGCUGUUGCUGAAACUGUAGAAAGGGUUGCUGAUAAAGUGGACAAGGUAGUAGAAGACUUAGCCGAUAGUUUGCCGGAUGGCAAACUUAAACAAGCGGCAAGAUAUAUUGAAAAUAUAGCCGAAAAAGCAGAAAGGGAUGCUCAUCUAGUUGAUGAAGCUAUCGAGAAGUUAGAAGAAAUCGAAAUAGAACUGAAAGAAGAGGCGGAGCGAUUCGUUCAAGCCAAUGCCGAAAGCAAAGAAGCCGAAAACUCAUAAUGGCUUACUGAGGCCUCGUGUCAAUGUACCAAAUCCACUUGUAAUUUAUGAAACUGAGAAUCUGAAAUAUUGUGGAGUUAUUGUUUUUGUGAUCUCUGUUCCAUGUAUUGUUGUUUAACCAUCAUCACCAUCUCUCCAGCCACCUAUCCUGUGGUUUUGAGUCUUUUGACAAUCCUCUGUAACUGCCAUUCAUGAUUUAUGUGGUUUUUAAUACCAUUUAUUAGUAAGAAAAUUAACAAAACCAAUAGUGCUUGAGAAA